AUGACAGCGAAAGAGAUCAAAAGGAUCAUGGAGAAGGAGACGUCAAGGGUAAAGAGUCUCAGCUUUCAUCCAAACAAACCAGUGGUGAUCUCUGGCCACCAUAGUGGAUCUAUAAGGGCAUGGGAUUAUCAGAUGGGUGUUUGCAUCCAUGAAUUUCUUGACCAUGACGGGUCUGUAAGGGCUGUGUUAUUUCACCCCCGAGGAGACUUCUUUGUGAGCGGGGGAGAUGAUAAGAUCAUAAGGGUGUGGAGCUACACUGAAAGGAGAAUUACAAACAAGCUGAAGGGGCACGAGGACUUUGUUAGGUCGUUGGACUUUCAUCCAACAAAGCCGUGGAUUCUUAGUGCAUCUGAUGACCAAACAAUAAUGGUGUGGAAUAUGCUAACAGGAAAGCUCCUUGCAACAGCCCGAGGGCAUUGCCACUAUGUUAUGGCAGCCAGAUUUCUAGGAGAGGAGUCUAUUGUGAGCGGGUCUCUGGAUCAAUCCAUAAGGAUCUGGGAUUGCAAGGGAUUAAAGGAGGGAAACAAAAAGAAUUCAUUAUUGCCCGACAUAGUUGUAAAGCAGAUUGUAGACGGGCAUGACAGGGGAAUCAAUUCAAUAGCAGUCAAGGAUGAGAUUUUCGUCAGCGGAGGAGACGAUAGAGACAUCAAAUGCUGGGAGUGGACUGAAACGUCUGUUUGGGAAAAAGAAGUCAUGUACAACCAUCAAGGGCCUGUGACAGGUCUUUUGUGUGAUAGAAAGUAUAUAUUGAGCUCUGGCGAAGAUGGGCUAUUUUCGAUAUAUAAUACAGAGAGCAGGAAGUCCAUUGAGUGCCGCACAGAAGGGAGGUAUUGGUGUGUAGCUAACAAGGGGAACUUAUAUGCAGCAGGCCAUGAUUCCGGAUUUGAAGUGUAUCUUUAUUCCGAACCCAAGAUUGUCUGUGUAGACGAUGAAGGCUUCUUUUAUUUGAAGGACUCCAAGAUUUACUUCAGUGAUUUCAAAACUGAAAAGAUACUUUUCAAGCUAAAAAAAGAUAUGAUUUCUAUUUGUUCCAAAAGACCUUAUCUUCUUGUCCAGUAUUGCGGUAGGUUUGAUGUUCUCAAGGAAGGAAGGGUCAUUUUGGGGGAAGCUGGGGAAGGUGUGUUGUUUAGAAACUCAAAUGGAGAUGUGGAGCUAAUUAUAAGGAAUGGGGAUGGGACUUACAGGGGAGGUCUGGAUUCAAGAAGCAGAAGCCUUCUUUCUUCUUCUAAGGGGAGGUUGUUUAGAGGGAAUGACGAGUUCUUUUUCUUGGUUAAUGGAAGAAGCGUUGCUAUGUGCUUUGUUGAAGGGGAAGAAAGAUCAUUUAGUGUUCCCUUCAACCCAGUAAAGGUGGCUUGUUCCAGUGACAGAAUAUCGUUUAUUGGGAGUAAUGACAUUCUGAUUUAUGACCUCGACUUGAAUCCUGUAAACAGUGUUAAUGAGAUAGUUUCUGUUGUCGAUGGGUUUUUCUGUGAAGAUAUCUUCAUCUAUGCAACCUAUAGACACCUCAAAUAUGCAUUUGAAGACUCGGGUGUAUUGAAGAGUGUUGAGAAGCCAAUAGUUCCAUUUGCUCUUGAAGGAGGAAAGACUGUUUACUUCUUGUCUGACGAUGGGAUUGAAUGCACUGAUGUGGAUUUCACGGAGAUAAGAUUCAAGAAGGCCGUUCUUACAGGAGGAGACGUUACCUCUCUGAUUGAAGAAGGGAUGAUGCCAGGGCUUGCCCCUCUUUCGUAUCUUGUCAAGCAGAAGAAAGGAGCACUGGCUCUUCCAUACAUUAAGGACGGUAAGCAGCGAUUUGAGCUAUGCCUUAGUGAUAUGAGGCUAGAUGAGUGUAUGGAGUAUUGCAUGCAGGAAGGAGACGCAGACAUGAACAGAAGGCUUGCGGAUGCAGCCAUUAGAGAGUGUAGAGUAGACAUAGCAGAAAAGUGCCUUGAAAGCAUAAAGGAAUGGAACAUGCUGUUUAUGCUUUAUGUAUGCUCGAAGAAUGAUGAGAAGGUCAAGAGGCUUGUAGAUAAGGUGGAUUCUGUAACAAAAAACAUGAUCAUGAUGUACUUGGAGGAUGUAGAGUACUUCGGAAAGAUUGGACUGAUUAGUAGGUAUGAAGACGGAAACGAGAGGAGGGGGAUGAGUUCUGAGGAUGAAGAAUGCAGCCACACAGAAUUGGAAGCAUCUGAUUCUCUUGAAUCUAAAUUACCAGCCUCAAAAGAAGUUUUGUGGGAGGAAGAUGGGCAUGGCAAAGCCCAUUCUUUAUCAGAAGAUGAAGUAUUUCCGAACCUACCUGAGAUGAAAGAAGAGCAUAAAGCCAAGAAUCUUCCUGUCGACGAGAAAUCCCUGGAUGAGAAUAGCCAUUAUGAGACCUCUGAGGAUUUAGGCAGGAUAAUAGAAAAAGGGCUAUCUCUGACGACAGAAGGAAAGUUUGGAAAGGCAAUUGAGGCCUUCCGGGCAGGGAUUGUGAAGAUUGCGACCUAUAUUUGUGGCAACAAUGCCGGUGAAGCUUUUGUAGAAGAAAGAAGAAAGAUUGGAUCUUAUCUCUCGGGUCUGGGUGUUGAGAGAAUAAGAAGGAAGACCGAGUCUCCCUUAAAGAAUAUUAUGAUGGCCAAGUACUUUUCCGAACUUCCACUUGAAAAGGAACAUCAUAUUCUAGCCUCAUCCACAGCCAUCAUGGUGUUUAGAAAGAAUGGAAACCUAAAGCAAGCAAAGGAGUUGGCUUUAUUGCUCAAGAAGGAAGGUGGAAAUAGUAAAGUUAUCGAAAAGGCGAUUGAGGAGACAGAUCCUGAAGAUGAUUAUGAGCUUCCUGAGGGUGUGUUCUGCCAUGACGCUCUUGAAAUAAGACCUGACGCAAAAACAUGCCUAUUAUGCUUCAUCAACAACGCCAAUGGCGAUAUAUGUACAAGCUGCAGGAUUGGUAUUCUCCAAUAA
Encephalitozoon romaleae SJ-2008 is the source of this 2916-nucleotide messenger RNA. RefSeq names its product WD40 repeat-containing coatomer complex protein. The coding region runs from base 1 to 2916 and encodes 971 amino acids. Lineage: Eukaryota; Fungi; Microsporidia; Unikaryonidae. Gene Ontology annotation, molecular function: structural molecule activity; protein binding. Gene Ontology annotation, cellular component: COPI vesicle coat. Gene Ontology annotation, biological process: intracellular protein transport; retrograde vesicle-mediated transport, Golgi to endoplasmic reticulum; endoplasmic reticulum to Golgi vesicle-mediated transport. The record is from RefSeq and is a predicted model, not a curated record. The transcript has a single exon.